CUUUAAGCUGAAACCCUGUGAUAUGACUGGAAUACUGUUAAAAGCGGCAUAAAACUCACUCACUCAAGAUGGGGUUAGGAUGAAUUCAAUGAUAUUUAUGUUAUGUUUCCUUUUCAAUUUAGGUAUUGCCAAACAGAGCAUGAACAUACACAUGCUGACCCACCUUCCUCACUUUGUUCGGCUGUUUGGGCCACUGUGGAACUUUUCAUGUUUUGGUUUCGAGUCAAUGAAUGCACACUUGAAAAGUAUGAUACACGGAACAAGACACAUCAAUCAUCAGAUCUCCUGUGCCAUAUCUAUGACACGUUCACUUCCUGGCUUGGUGAAAAAUAUUAUUAAAAGAACAGAGAGUGAUGACACAAAAAGGCUUGCCAAGCUUCUGUCCAGCAAGAUUACCAUGGGCGAAAAGGAUGAUGAAAAACAGGAUGCUCAGGUACUGGGAAAGAGGAGACAACUGAAGGCAGAUGACCCAACUGUAGAGCAAUUCCAGUUACAUGGCUUGGUUCACAAAUUCUUCCGCUGUGCAACUGACAAAGGUCAUCGUCUAUGGAGUGCAGAAUACCAGCGUUGCAAAAUCAGAAAUUCGUACACAAUUUCCUUCAUCUACAAUGACGCAACCCGUUAUGGUUCAAUUCUGUACUUCAUAGAUAAUGAAGACAAAUUGUUUGCAGUUGUUAAGCUGUUUAAUGUCUCUACAUUAGGACCUGAUGGAGAUUUUAGCCUUGUGUCUGACAGACUGCAAAAAUAUCGUGGUAUGAUCUUCAAACACAUCAUUUUGGUAACAGAUUCAAAAGAAGAAAUACUUCUUCCAGUUGAUCAUAUCCACAAGAAAUGUAUUCAAAUUAGCAUUAACAAUGUGAUGUACAUUGCAAUUCCACCAAACCAGUUUGAGCACAACUAAGACAUUUUGGUUGGAGCCUUUCUUUAGGACUAGUGGACUUAAACUUAGUUUCUAACGCUGUAUACAGGUUGUUGAAAGGAAUGUCCAUCAUGUCAGUCACAAAAGCAAAUUAGUCUUUUGCACUAAUGAUAGCCAGAAUUUAGCUACAAAUAUGAAUAACAGCACAAAUGUUUUAAAAUGUAUCAUAAAUGAACAUUUUGAAAGAAGGUGACAUUGUGACGUUUAUUCAGAUGCAAUGCAAGUGUAUGAACAUGAUGAACAGGUAAUUCAUAACACAGCUAUGACACCCUCUAGAUAUCAACCAUAUUUGGUUGCAAGCAACUUAAUUUGUAUAUAAACACUUUGCCUUUGUUUUCAUAUAUGUUUUAUUCCGAAUAGUCAUGUGAAGUUAUAAUUAUCCUGUGAUGUACCGCAGCUUUUCCCUUUAACCAUUACUACAGCAUAGUGACCAAAGUUAUUUCCCAUUGGAUGUUAAUUUCUAAAAUUUAUUUGGUUGACUAGUCCAGAAUGGCUGAUUAGAUUUGUACUAAGUUUAGUACCAAAAUAUGUCCAAGCAAACUUUAUUUUUUAGCAAAGGUGUGACCCCUUGCCUAAUUUGGCCAAGAAAACUUGGUGGUGUAUAAACAAAGUGGGUGGGGCUUAAUAGCUGAUUUACAAGUAAAUUCUAGAAGUUGUCUUGCCAUACAGAUGGGGUGAUUUUCAAUUUUAAAAAAAAUCGUCAUUGUAUAGAUGGAGUUGGGCCCAAUGGGAGAAAUUUAGUUCUAAAUUGGAAUCAAUAUAUACAUAUACUUGACAUCAUGUUACCAAAAUAUGCCUUUGAGUCUAUUGCAACCCGAAUGGACUUUGGGUCAUAAUUACUUAAAAUAUCGUCGAAAUCCCUAUGCUAUCUAUAUACCCAUGCUCAUGUUCAUUACACAAUACAUCCAUGCUAAAAUGCAGGACUGGCCCUUCUGUUCAUCUGUUCAGCACUCCCAAUGGAGUUAGAACCUUGACGGACUUCCAAACAGAAUUUAUGCCCACCCAAAAAUAAACCGUUAUAUUGUAUACAUUUGUUUGUUAGGAAGUGAAUAAUACAACUAUGCCAAUAGGAUUCACCCCGGGGACCAGACUUGCCUCUGGAAAAUUAGAUCCUGGAUCAUAACAUGGAAAUGGUUCAGAUAUAUAUGCUAUAUUUGUAUCUAGAGAAGUACACGUUCAUGCUGUCAGAUUUGCCAAAAUUACGAAUUAUUUGCAGUAGUAUAUAUACAUGUACAAUGCAAAUGUAUAUUUUGUCAUGAUUGUGUAAAUAUAUAGGUGAGCAAUACAGGCCAUAUGGGCCUCUUGUUAAUUAUGUACCAGUAAAUAUUUUAAAGAUAAAAAGCACAUGAAACAAACUAAGAGAAGCAAGCUGUAUGUAGUUAGUGGGCAGUACUUCUUGAUGCUUUCUAUUUCAAGAAGUGAAAGUUCACUCAAUUGUUACAAUACAUUGAUGUUUUCCUCUGUAAUAACAUGUAAAUAACAAAUCUAUGUUUUCUUCUGUAAAUACAUGGAAAUAAUAACAAUGUAAAUUCCUGAUUGUUUGUGUUUUGUGAUCUGAAAUUGCCAUGGCAAUAUGAUUUUUUCAACUACCUGUACUGAUAUACCAUGCAAAUGCAUCUAAGCUGUUAGGAAAUAAUUUAUGUUUUCAUUACUUACAGAAUGCUAUAUUCGUUUACAACUUAAUUAGGUUCGUUGCGAACACAUGCAUGACGUCAAGCGCAAAUUUGACUUUCAUCGGCAAAUAAAAGAUUUCAUAAAAUUCAAUUAUAUUUACUUUUACAUCUAUUUCUUUUAUUUUUUUAUUAUUUACCUAAUGAGAAACUUGUUUUAAAAAGAAAUAUAUAUAGUAUCUGUCAUCACCCAUUUCCCGAUCAUAACGGCUGUCCGCUCAGUAACAUGAAGAAAUACAUCCGUCUUCGAAGUUUUGUGUGAAUAACCGUUCGUCGAAAUCUGCCAUGUGCAUGAACAGGAAGUCGUCUACAUCGACUGGAGUCCUUUCGUAGCAGUAACAUGAUAUUUGAUUGGAUAAAAAUCGGUUUCUAAUGACGCUUUCUUGCCGAAAUCUGCUACAAAGUUCGUGAUUGGUCAAAUUUGAGCACGUGACCUAGGGCAGCCAAUCAAAUUACUGCUGUGGUAGCUUUCCUCGUGCAAUUUCAUGUUUAGACGUAAGGUUUUUGUUACAUCGUUUACAUUAUAAACGUUUUAAGCAGGAAAUUGCUAUCUAUUGUUUAAAUAUGGAACUUCGUGCUAGUAUACGAGCUGUGACAAAGAUUUCUCAUGCAUAUAUGUUUGCAUCAAUCAUUGUGUCCGAGCAGAGAAAUCGAAGCGACGAAAGCAGAGAUGUCAUUUGACUAACAUUACACGCGAUCGCACGAAAACAUGGAAAUAAUAAAAUGUAAUGACAAUUUUUGACAAUUUUUGUUGUUAAUUUUAUUUAUUAAUUUGUAUAAUAUAUUUAAAGAUUUGCGUGCAACGUCUUAUUUGUCCACUUUGACAUGUUCGAUGUUGUCAAAGUUUGCAUGUGUCCGAGAAUUUUAUUUACAACAUUGCGAGAAAUAGUGAAUAUUUUUUUAAUCUAGAUCUAUCUAUAGAAAAUGAUAAAUUGAAAUUGAAUACGUAUUCCAGACAUAGUAAAAUGUGAUAGAUUAAAUACAAGAAUGAUAUGGCAGAUAGGUUCAUAAAUUUAUAAACUAUUUUGACGUGACUAUACGGCUUUGCAGAUGUACCGGCCUACGUUGUUGAAAGAGCUUAUUAAUUCUAUGCUUGUCGUCGGACUAGCGGACUUGUGUUAUUUUAAACCCUGCAUCUCUUAAUUAUAAUUAGGUUUUCUGCUCUUAAAGCAUAAUUUGCAACAAGAAUGUUUUGAUUUUGUGCAGAUAUUUACUUUGCUACAUACUUUAGAUAUAUGCAUAUAUGCUUCUUGUAGGAAUAGCCCACUGGGAUAACUUUUAAAUGAUAAUUAAUAUAUACAUAUAUAUCCCACUGAGAUUACCAUAUCCCAGUGGGAUCCCACCGGGAUGGAAAUCCCACUGGGAUCCCAGUGGGAUCCCACUGGGAUAGAAAUCCCACCGGGAUCCCACCGGGAUCCCACUGGGAUUUGCCAUCCCACUGGGAUCCCACCGGGAUCCCACUAUUAUU
Molecule: messenger RNA, 4057 nt
Organism: Haliotis rufescens (red abalone)
Lineage: Eukaryota; Metazoa; Mollusca; Gastropoda; Lepetellida; Haliotidae
Exons: 3
Coding region: 80-901 (273 amino acids)
Source: RefSeq, a predicted model, not a curated record